AAGUUUGGUUAAAAAGUGCGAGUCGCAGUGACCGUUCACCUCACGAAACACAUCACUACUGUCCGCUGACCACAACACACGCAAAAAAGAUUUUUUGAAUACUUAAAUACUUUGAUAGAACAUCAUCUCAGACUUUCUGGAUAGACUGUCCUUUAGGCCGCCUGUCUCUCUCUCUCUCAGUGUCCUGUCUGUCUCUCCAUCUUGGUGACAUUGUGAUUAGAAACCAGGGAGCCUUUGGAGGACUCGCACACCGCAUGCGUCACUAGAGAUCCUGUACCAACAUGGACGUCUUCUCCAACCAAUCUCACCCUUCCUCCAAUCUCUCACUUCCCAUCUCCCCAACUUCUCCACCUCUGGAUCUCUAUUACCCCCUCCCGACCAUCAUCAUCAUCAUCGCGUGUCUCUUCGUGCUGUUCGCGGGCUGCGUGAUCUUUCUCGCCGUGGGCUGUUCUCCCGGAGGAUCCUGGGGUGUGGACGGAGACUGUGGCCUGGGAGACGGCCUCUCGAGUGGACACGCUCUGUCCAGCGAGCCCCAGCUGAAGUUCUGGAAGCGUUUGGGUUCGAUGAGGCAGUCGUUCUCUUCCACGCCGACGUUCAGGCGACCUGUUCAGCCACGUGCGGCCCAGUGCAGAAAGCAAUCGGUGUUGGCGGUACCGGCGGGGUCGAAGAGAAAUGACUCGCAUACGUAUAUCGCUAUACCCUCUCUGCUGCAGUAUGCAACAGAGAUUUAAACUGUUUCCCUAAACGUAGUGAGAUACCUUUCUGUCUACUGCCUACAUAGAGAGAAUCCGACUUUAACUGGAAAUUCAAAAGCAGGCCCAGACAGUUUCUGCACACCUGAAAAUUUAAGUUGAAUGGAAUGUAUAGUAAAAUGCAUUAUAUUUUCAUCAAUACUUAAAGAAAUACGAAAAAUGAAAAUUCUCAAAAAUUGAUUUUACAAAAUCAAAACAUUCACCGAGCGUAUUGCAAUGCAUUCUGGGAUUGACACUGCCUGAGAAAUAGGCUUUUGUUUCUCGUGGUUGAGAAUGCACUGGGGAAAAAACCAACAAGGUCGUAGAAUGCUGUCUAGGUAGGCAGCUCACUGGGUUUUUGAACAAGCUAUAGGCACACACUACAGGCGCUGAGAAUGAUCAGGCUGUGUACAGGAAGUCCUCGUUUCUUUCAACUUCAAUCGAAACAAGACGUGACUCAACAAUAGACCCAAACGUUUGACCGCAGCUCUAUAAACAGCUGGACGUUCACAAGCUCUGUGUGCAGAGAACUAGAAACCUGCAGAACCGAUUCUGCUGACUUGGAAAUUUUUGUAGCUUUUGUAACAUCGUCAUGGUUGCCCUUUCACGUCAUUCGCUGACAGCCUAGAGAUCACCACGUUUGCCAGCACAUUAAACAAGACAUCAAGAGAAGAUAAAUGCUCGAAAACUCACACUACCAAACUUACAGCUCCUUGUGGUACUCUUCCCAUAACUUAUAACAAAUGCAUUUUUAGCCAUUUUUCAUGACGUUGCUUGUAAUUCUUUAUUAAAUUAAGGAUUUUGUACAAAUGUUUUUUUAGAGAUUGUACACAAAAAGAGGCAAUAAAAUCAAGGAUGUAACUAAAUAUAAUAAGAUGCAGGAGGGGCAUAAUCUUAACAACUUUACUAGUAAUGACACACAAGUUGCAUUGGUGUUUUUCUCCAUAUUGUGAUGUGUAUCUGAGUGAAACGGCUUAUGAAAUGUGAAAAAAAUGUAUGGCAGGACUUGAUUUCGUCCUUUAGGAAUUGAUUGGAUCGUUAGAAGCCUGGUCAUCGGACAGUCAAUACAGUCACGCCCCCACGCCAAAACAUGUUUGGAGACGAAGGAGAGGGUUAAUGUGUUUGAUUUAAAGAUUAUACCUGCAUGGAUAAAUCAUUUAUAACAAAACGCAAUAUUUCACAAAAAGUAAGAAUCUACUAUUUUAAUUACAUGGUGAUUUUAAAAGAACAGUUCACUUUCAAAAUGAAAAUUCUGUCAUUAUUUAUACACCCUAAUGUCAUUUCAAAUGUAUGACUUUGUUUCUUCUGCAGAACACAAAAGAAAAUGUUGGUAACAGAAAACCAUCGGUCCUCAUUGACUUGCACUGGUUUUGUGUCCAUACAAUAGAAGUCAAUGGGGACCAAUGGUUUUUGGUUACCAACAUUUUUCAAAAUAUCUUCUUUUGUUUUCUGCAGAAGAAACAAUGUCACGCAGGUUUGAAAUGACAACAGGAUGAGUAACUGAUGACAGAAUUUUCAUUUUGAAGGUGAACUAUUCCUUUAAG
This is a messenger RNA of Triplophysa rosa, 2275 nucleotides long. RefSeq lists its product as uncharacterized. The coding region runs from base 282 to 731 and encodes 149 amino acids. The record is from RefSeq and is a predicted model, not a curated record. The transcript is spliced from 2 exons. Lineage: Eukaryota; Metazoa; Chordata; Actinopteri; Cypriniformes; Nemacheilidae.